AUGCGCCCCUCCCCUUUAACCCUCCUCCUAAGCGUUGCCGCGGCGAGUCCACUCACCACCGACCAAUCCCAAUCCUCCACUCAAUGCCCACUUAUCUUUGAUGGCCGAAUUCCCGUCAACCUCACUCUCUCCUCUUUUGACUCUGCCACAACCUCCCCCUACAGCCCUUCAUACGUCAAAGGUGAAAAUCUAACCUGGUCCUCCAUCCUCCUUCUCCCAAAUUCCUCCACCAGCUACACUCCCUCCCGCUUCGACAUCCCGUCUGCCCACAAACCCUUCGAAGUAACAAUAUCCGAUGCGUCGCUAUUCCGCUCCGGCCAGGGCCUUCAACUCGGCUUCCGGCGCGCGGGAUUGCUGUUGAGGGAUGACAAGAACGAAGUAGGGGGGGAUGCGGCGGAUAAGGGUGUUGUGACUUUUCAUUGGAGUGUAGCGCAGGAUGAGAAGAGAGCGAUGAAUUUGAGUCACGAGUAUAUGAAUGUUUGGCACGAACGGGCGGAUUAUGCUGGGAAUCAGUUUAGUUUGUUGGCGGGGGUGGUGUUGGUGCAGGAUGGGGGGAAUGGAGUGGAUACGAAGGCUGAAAGGGAGAUGUGGAAGGUUGUGGGGAGGAAUAAUACGGUUGUGUUUCGGACACCUAUCCAGUGGGCCGGUUGGGAGAAUUGGGCGGUGCAGCUGGAUUAUGAGAAGAGUACUCUCCAGGUCUUCUACUCGGUUGGAAAUGAUCCAUUAAAGUCAGUCACGGACCGAAUUCCAAAUGAUAAUUCUGGAGGUGGACAGUUGCAGUUGGGGAUGGCGAAGAAGCCAACGGAGACUAAGACUGUGGUUUGGGAUGGGUAUCAAGAACCGCUGAACGAUAGGACUGAGGGGCAAAAGUAUGGAGGUGUGUUCGUUGAAGAUAGUUCUGGGGGCUGUGUUAGCCUUUGA
Molecule: messenger RNA, 921 nt
Organism: Lindgomyces ingoldianus
Lineage: Eukaryota; Fungi; Ascomycota; Dothideomycetes; Pleosporales; Lindgomycetaceae
Exons: 2
Coding region: 1-921 (306 amino acids)
Source: RefSeq, a predicted model, not a curated record